Messenger RNA from Tachyglossus aculeatus (Australian echidna), 3476 nucleotides. RefSeq lists its product as uncharacterized. Gene Ontology annotation, biological process: proteolysis. The transcript has 20 exons. Gene Ontology annotation, cellular component: extracellular region. The coding region runs from base 16 to 3276 and encodes 1086 amino acids. Lineage: Eukaryota; Metazoa; Chordata; Mammalia; Monotremata; Tachyglossidae. Gene Ontology annotation, molecular function: serine-type endopeptidase activity; calcium ion binding. The record is from RefSeq and is a predicted model, not a curated record.
CAGUGUGGGGCUGGAAUGUCAACAGCUGGCUGGGACUUGGAUUUCAUCAUGGAUUCCAGCGGCCGCCUCGUUUGGAUCCUCGUCUCCGGGAUCGGGCUUCACCUCACUCUGGCCGCAGUCUUCAUAAAGCAGGAUGAAGCAAACAGUCUUCUGCACCGGCAAAGAAGAGCCAACUCUUUCCUUGAAGAGCUGAGGCAGGGUUCUCUGAAGAGAGAGUGUUUUGAAGAAAAGUGUUCAUUUGAGGAAGCCCUGGAAAUUUUCAGGAAUACCGAAAGGACGAAAGCGUUCUGGGUUUCGUACACCGAUGACAACCAGUGUGAUUCCAAUCCCUGUCAGAAUGGAGGGACCUGUGUGGACCAGAUCCAGGCUUACGUCUGCAACUGCCCUGAGGGCUUCGAGGGCCGCAACUGCGAAAUAAAUAAAUGCAAGCUGCCGGCCUGCAUCUCUGAAAACGGCGGCUGUGAGCAUUACUGCAGCGAUGACCCGGAUACGAUUCGUCGUUGCCGCUGUGCGGAGGGAUACACUCUGGGCUCUGAUGGAACAUCCUGUGUCCCCGAAGUUGACUAUCCGUGUGGGAAAAUACCAGUUCUGAGAAAAAGGAAUGAAAGCAAACCAGAAGGGAGAAUUGUGGGUGGAUAUCUAUGUCCUAAAGGAGAAUGUCCAUGGCAGGCUCUGAUAAUGAUGAAUCAGAAACUGCUCUGCGGGGGUACCCUUCUAUCUUCCACCUGGGUGGUUUCUGCCGCUCACUGCUUUGAAAGGAUCAACUUUAAAAACAUGCAAAACCUAACAGUAGUUCUGGGGGAGCACGAAAUAGGCCAAAUAGAAGGGAGCGAAUCGGAAGUGGGAGUGCGGAAGAUCAUCAGGCACGAGCUUUACGUCCAGACGCAGACGGACCACGACAUCGCCCUGCUCCUCCUGAGCCAGCCGGUGGUUUUCAGCGACUUCGUGGUGCCGCUCUGCCUGCCCGAGUGGCGGCUGUCCAUCGGCGAGCUGGCCAUGGUGCGACGGUCCUCCGUGAGCGGCUGGGGCCAGCUCCUGGAGCGGGGGGCCACCUCCCUCCACCUCAUGAGGAUCGAGGUGCCGCGGAUCAAGACGCAGGAUUGCAAGAAGUGGAUCAACCACUCGGCCCAGGCCCCCGUCAUCACGGACAACAUGUUCUGCGCCGGCUACCUAGACGGCUCCAAGGACUCCUGCAAGGGCGACAGCGGCGGCCCUCACGCCACCAAGUACAAGGCCACGUGGUUCCUGACGGGCAUCGUCAGCUGGGGGGAGGGCUGUGCCUCCGUCGGCCACUACGGCAUCUACACCAGGGUGUCCCAGUUCAUUGAGUGGUUGAACAGGAAUAUGGAUUCCUGGACGCGAAAGGGGGCGGAAGCUGAGGUGACGAUUCGGAGGCCUGCCUGGGCCAGGAGCAGGGACCCUAUCCCCAUCCAGGCCGGGAAGAAGCUCUCCCUCAGACCCCUUUCCCAACACCAAGGUGAGGUCACGGCGGCGACGGGAUUGGCGCCCCAGCUUCAAUGUGACUUCUCUGGCGUUGGAGAAGAUCUGAGUGUUCAGCUGAGGGUUUGGUGUUUGAUAAGGAGGAAUGGAGAAUUUGGAGCAUAUGAAAGUCCCCCCAGGGUGGCGAUCCUGAAUUGCUACAUUUCCAACAUUCCCAGAGGGGUUGGAAUUGAAUGGAAAUUAGAUUCCAGCGCCCCUCAGCUCACAGGGGACAGACCAGCUGAAAACUGGGGCACGGUCCAGCUUACCUUGGGGUGCAGCGAGUUUGACAUCCUGUGGACCACCCCCACCAGUCCCCCGGGCAAGACAUUGCUCUGGGCAGGCCCCGCGGCUGCCGGGGAGACAGGGCGGCUCUCCACAGCCAUGGCGGGCCGGCUGCAUCUCGUGCUGCUGCUGUUCGCUUGCUUGUCCGCCCUCCCACCCGCUGUGGAAAAUGUGUUCAGCAGUCGAGAAAAUGCCAACAAGGUUCUGGAACGGGCCAAGCGGGCGAAUUCGUUAUUUGAGGAGCUGAAGAAAGGGAACCUGGAAAGGGAAUGUGUGGAAGAGACCUGCUCCUUCGAAGAAGCCAGAGAAGUGUUUGAAGACACGGAGAAAACUAAUGAAUUUUGGAAUAUAUACAGAGAUGGCGACCAGUGUGAAGCCAAUCCUUGUCAGAAUCAAGGACUGUGUAAGGAUGGCCUCGGCGAAUACACGUGCUUGUGUUCAGCGGGAUACGAGGGCAAAAACUGUGAAACCACAACCAUCAAGAUCUGCAGCUUGAACAAUGGAGACUGUGAACAUUUCUGCAAAUCUGGUGUCAACUCGGUGGUCUGUUCCUGUGCUCAGGGCUACAUCCUGGGAGAUGAUAAAAAAUCCUGUAUCCCCACAGUUCCUUUCCCGUGUGGGAAACUCACGGUGGAAAGGAGGAAGCGGUCAGCUGAAUUGCCUGAGAAGCAGGAUGAUGACAACGCUCACAUCACUGAAGAUGUCUUAGAGGCCACGGAAAAUCCCUUCGAAGCCGAGCCUCCAGACCAGAACAUGACCCUUGCGGAACCUGGCGAAAAUGCCCUUGUGAGGAUAGUUGGAGGAAGAGAAUGCAAUGAUGGGGAAUGUCCUUGGCAGGCUCUCCUCGUAAACGAUGAAAACGAUCAAGGGUUUUGUGGCGGGACUAUUCUGAACGAGUUCUACAUCCUCUCUGCAGCUCACUGCAUGCACCAAGCAAAAAGGUUCAAAGUUAGAGUAGGGGAGCGGGACACCGAGAAGAAAGACAGCAGCGAGAUGGCGCAUGAAGUGGAGAAGGUGAUCGUGCACAGCAGGUUCGUGAAGAAGACCUACGACUUCGACAUCGCCAUGAUCAAACUGAAGACCCCCAUCACGUUCCGGAUGAACGUCAGCCCGGCCUGCCUGCCCGAGAAGGACUGGGCCGAGGACGUCCUGAUGAACCAGAAAGCGGGGGUGGUCAGCGGAUUCGGGCGAGUCCACGAGAAGGGCCGGCCUUCCACCAUCCUGAAGAUGCUGGAAGUUCCCUACGUGGAGCGGAGCAGGUGCAAGCAGUCCAGCAGCUUCGACAUCACCCCCAACAUGUUCUGCGCCGGCUACGACUCCAGGCCCGAAGACGCCUGUCAAGGAGACAGCGGGGGGCCCCACGUGACGAAAUACAAGGACACCUACUUCGUCACGGGAAUCGUCAGCUGGGGGGAAGGGUGCGCGCAGGAUGGGAAGUUUGGCGUCUACACCAAAGUGGCCGCUUUCCUCAGCUGGAUAAAGAGGAUGAUGAGGCAAAAAGCAGGUCAGUAGAUACGAAAGAGGGCCGGAUGCUGAGGUCGGUCUCCUAGCGGAGGCGUUUCCACCGGCGGUUGGCGUGGCUUGUACACGGGCCUCCCCGUUGAAUUAAAAGAAUUGUUCUACCACCGGCUUCUGGGGGCCCAUCUCUAUGUUCUCUCUCCUCCCACCGCUUUUAAGGGCGUUUCUCAUUUAUAAAAAUGCAGUUUCACUUC